Messenger RNA from Dreissena polymorpha, 9659 nucleotides. Its product is annotated as anoctamin-7-like. Gene Ontology annotation, molecular function: chloride channel activity; protein dimerization activity. The record is from RefSeq and is a predicted model, not a curated record. Gene Ontology annotation, biological process: chloride transmembrane transport. Gene Ontology annotation, cellular component: plasma membrane. The transcript has 29 exons. Lineage: Eukaryota; Metazoa; Mollusca; Bivalvia; Myida; Dreissenidae. The coding region runs from base 115 to 2817 and encodes 900 amino acids.
UGAUUACCUCCCUUAACAGAUGGUUUAUCUUGGCAACACGACUAAAACGUUAAAUACAUGGAUGAUGCUCCUUUAACUACUUCUACUUUGUGAGUAAUACACAAAGUUGAGGAAAUGGCAGCCAAGAACCAUGUGGCACCAUAUGUGAACCCAGCUCAAGAACCAAAAGAAAUGGCAGCUAACGAUUUGCGAAAGGAAAGCAAAACAAGAUUGAUUGUUAAAGAAAGGAUGCAGAAAGCUGCAAGAUUUAAUGCAUUCUACAAGCAAUUGGGCUCUAACGUGAAACCUGAGCAAAAGCGGAUUGAUUAUGUGUUGGUGUUCCCAAACACCAGUAUAAGUGAAAUAGAGGAUGAGGAUGAUAAACAUGACUUUGAAAAGCGUAUGGCAUUAAGAGAGAAAUUUGAAGCAGCGAUGGAAGAACAAGGUCUUCAGCUUCAGAAGUUGGUUAUCGGGGAUAAAGUCUUCACGCAGAUCCACUGUCCAUUUCGUCGACUGUGUGAGGAGGCAGAGCUGGUGUCAUUGGAGAUGCCUUUGAAAGAUUGUGAGAGUGAAAAUGUGGAUACCCCAACCUUUUUAGAUAAAUUCAUUCGAGACAACUUUGUAACAGAUGACCAAGUGGACCUUGUGAGUGCGCCAUUCAAGAUGGAACACAUGAACCUGUACGACGGACAUGAUGACCCGACUAACUUCUUCAGACCUGCCCUCAGAGCCAUCCUGGUGGAACACAUACUCAUAAACAUUGAUUUGAGGACGACAGGGGAGUCCGCGAGAAAUCUGUUUAAGAAGGGCAAGCUCGCAGACAUGUCACCGACAGAUGAAAUUACUACCGCAGACUUUUAUAGUGAUAGGAGUGGGUCUUGCUGUGGAUGUGUCAAGGGAAAUAAUGAGCUGGGGGACCUUCAGAAAGUUGGAUGUGUUUUGUGUAUUGAAAAGAAAGAUCGCCUUGAUUACAUGAUGAUGGAGGGGGUGUAUACAGACAAGUUUGUGCUGCAUGAGGAGUCUGCGUAUGACCCAGACGCGGACAGCAAAAUCAACGCUGCCCUGCCCCAAGACAAGAAUACUCUGAAGCUUGACCCCAGGCUUGACCUGCAACUGACGUGGCCACGCUUCUUCAAGUUUCAGCCCCUUUGGAAGAUACGCAACUACUUUGGUGAGAAGAUUGCCUUCUACUUUGCCUGGUCAGGGGUGCUCAUAACAUCGCUAUGGUUACCCAUGCUGUUUGGAUUUGCAGUCUUCUUGUAUGGCCUUGUAGAAAGCAUACAGAAAACACUGAAUUCAAAUACAAACUCAGGUUCAGGUGGCAACUUUACAGAUCUAUUCAGAAACAUCAAGGAAUCCUUUGACAAUGAUGUCACACCAUUCUUUGCCAUGUUUAUAUGUAUCUGGGGUACGUUGUUUCUUGAGGCAUGGAAGAGGAAGCAGUCAGAGCUCGCAUACCAGUGGGACGUAGAACAGUUUGAGGAAAAUGAGCCUGACAGGCCGGAGUUCUAUGGCACUGAUAGAAAAAUUGACCCAGUGACCCAGGAGGUAGACUGGUACUAUCCGUUCAGGAGACAGGCUUGGAAAUUCCUCCUCUCCAUCAGCACUCUGCUAUUCAUGAUAUGUGUGGUAAUCAUCAGUGUGUCUGCUGUGAUCGUGUACCGGGUCAUUGCCACAGUGGACUACUGCAGGCUUCUCAGUAGCAGUGAGUGUCUCAUGGUCUCCACCAUCGUAUCAUCCGUUCUCAACGCCAUCUCCAUCUUGAUACUUGGGAAGCUUUAUGACUGGCUCGCCAAGAAACUCACAGACUGGGAGAAUCACCGCACAGAGACCAAGUACAAUGACUCGUUGAUCAUCAAGCUGUUUGCCUUCCAGUUUGUAAACACAUACUCUGCAUGCUUCUACAUCGCCUUCGCUAGAGGGAGGGUGGAUGACAACGGCAUACUGGGACUUGGUGCCAAAUACCAGGAUGCCUGUGAGGGCACGUGCAUGUCCCAGCUGUCCUUCCAAGUCCUCACUCUCAUGAUCACCAAACCCAUACCAAAGUUUGCUGCAGACGUCAUUAUUCCGUGGCUGUUGAAGCAAUGGAGGGCCAGGUGUCAGUGUUGUGCCUGUAUCCCUUUCCUGAGGAAGCUUCUCCGUGUGGACUCCAAACCGAAGUCAGAGAAGACGCUCCUGGAAAUCGAGAGUGAGAAACCAUCUCUAGGCCCCUUCACCAUGGCAGAGUACAAUGAAAAGAUUCUGCUGUAUGGACUUAUGAUGUUGUUUGCUGUAUCCUUCCCACUGGCCCCACUCCUGGCCCUUCUGGUGUUGUUACUGGAUAUCCGGAUUGACGCCAAGAGGAUGUUAUGGUGGUACCAGAGACCUCAGCCUGUCAUUGCAGAAGAUAUCGGGACCUGGUAUGUUGUUCUGCAGUUCCUAAACUUUGCAGGCGUGGUCAGUAACGCAUUCCUCAUUGCAUUCACCUCCUCAUGGGGCUCAAAGUACACCACCUAUGAGAAACUGUGGAUUGUCAUCGGAUUUGAGCAUAUUGUGUUUGUACUGAAAUUUCUGCUGGCCUAUCUCAUCCCUGACACCCCAUCAUCGGUUGCCUUGGCAAUCAGAAAGAAACAUUACCAGUACAGAAAGGUUUUAGAAGAACAUGAAAUGAAAGUCAAAGACAAUAACACUAUGGACAAUGAGACAGAAGUACAAGAGACAGAGGUACGACAACUGAAGAAGAAAAAGAAGCGCAACAGAGAGUCUAAAGAAUUGAGGAAAGAGGGAGAUGGGUCCCCUCCCGUCUACUCCAUAAGGACUAGCUCUGACAGUGAUGAAGAAGAGACAGUACUGACGUAGGAUAUUGGAACGAAACCCUACAUCACACAUAGCAGACUGGACUUUGUGUCUGAUGUUUCAUACUUAUGUUCACCAUAUGCUACAUAAGAUACCUUCUGUUUUCAUUGAAAACGUUUAUCAAAUUUGAAACAAGAAUAAGACAUCAUACUAAGGAAUAAACUUAACCAAUGUUAAAGUUGCAUUUCAACAAUUGAGAAUUAUUCUGAAAGACUGGGCUUAAUGCAUGUGCGUAAAGUGUCGUCCCAGAUUAGCCUGUGCAGUCCGCACAGGCUAAUCAGGGACGACACUUUCCGCCUAAACUUGAUUUUCGGCAAGGAAGGACUUCCUUGAAACUAAAAAUACGAUAAAAGCGGAAAGUGUCAUCCCUGAUUAGACUAUGCAGACUGCACUGGCUUAUCAGGCACGACAUUUAAUGCACAUGCAUUAAACCUCUUUUAUCUAGAGCAAGGUCGACUAUAACUAACAAACAAAUAUAUUGAGACCCACAAGCAUGCAUUAGGCUCUCGUAGGCUUAGCAAUAUUUAUAUUAUGCAAGUCUAAGCACAUGUUUUAUGAGUAAAAUAAUCCCUAGCCUGCACCUUCUUGGUGGGAUACUUUUUUACAAUUUACAAUAAUCUGAAUGAGGAUUUCGAUACAUGUUUUUGAACAGCCACAAAUGAUGAAUAACCAUUCAUUUUUAUUGAGAAUGAAAUGGAGGAAUGCAUACAAUACCAUAUGCAGUGACAGCAUGAUAUGCCUAAUAAAGUAAAGAAAAUCAAAUUGAUGCUUUGUUUGGUCCACAAUUCUUAUAUUUUAAUAGAUUUUUAAUCUAAAAUGUAUAAUAUUAACAAUCAGUAUGUACAAUAGUGUUUUCAUUUGGGUCAACCUGUGAGCAAAGAUAAAUGUUCUAUUGUUACAUUCCAUUAAUUCUCAUCUCUUUUUUGUCUGUGAAUUAAUGGAAAUAAAACAAAGGGUACGAUAUUGUAAUUAGUUUAUUUGAUGAUUUAGUUUUUUUACAUAUUUUACAAAUUAUUUAAAAUGACUAUAUAUAUGUAACAUUUGUAUUUACAUUUACAUUCAUUUUGCUUUUUCUUCUGAAAAUGUUGCCAUUGCGAAUACAUAUACAUGUUUUAUUCAUUCUUCAAUAUUUAAGAAAACCAGUUUAUGGCAUUUACAUCAAACAUCACAUCAUAAAAUUUAGCUUUUAAAUACAUUUUUACCAUACUCAGUGCAGAGAAAUCAACUAUUUCUUUAACAAGUUGAAAAUACUAUUUUUUUAGAGUAAGCGAUAGCGUGUGGCCAGUCAGGCAGACAGGCCGCGUCUACAAGGUGGUCUUCUGUCAAUAACUUUAGUAUGCGAUGACUGAUCUUGAUGAAACUUUAGAUAUGACAAGCUUGUUUUGAGCCCUCAAUUGGGGUUGUAUUUGGGGCUUGUCGGGACAUGGUCAAGGUCACUGUUGCUAAAAAUAGGAAAAACAUUUCCAGUCAAUUACUUAAGAUUGGAUGGAGAUAAUGUACUGAAAUUUUGUGUAGAGGUAAUGUACAUGAAGACAUUGUUUGGUGGGAUUGCACUUGUGGGCAAGUGAAGUCAAUGGCAUUGUUACAAAAAAAAAUAGACAAACAGCAAACUGGUUGUUUCUUGUCAAUAACUUUUAGACCAAUAUUGAUGAAGCUUUUAGGAUCUCGCAAGCUUGCAUGGGAACCUAGCUUGGGUUUAUAUGAGGGCUUUUAGUAAAGGUCAAGGUUACUGCUCCUUAAAGUUGAACAUUGGUUUCUGGUGAAUAUCCUCAGUUUGGAUGAAGGUAUUGUAUUGAAGUUGUGUAUCUUAUUAAGUAAGAUACUUCAUCUGCUAUGAGCCUUUGUUAUAUAAUGUUAUUUAUGAACGACUGGGUGGGGUAACAGCCUAGCAGUAUAUAAUUUUCAGCCUUACCAUGGGUUUUCAUUCGGUAGAGCUGGCUUAAGCGUAAAUUCACUGUUAUAAAAAAUAUGAAACAUGAUUUAUGCUUAAUAGCUUGAAUGCAGAUUGAGCUUCAGUAUAUGAAAGUUAAAUGUAUACUUGGCUUAUUAUUAAAUUUGGGUCAAGAUCAAUGUUUGUAAAGAUAAAAAACAAUCCAUUGAAAAGUUAGUUUUUAUGGGGAUAUUGUUCUGAAACGUGUUGGCCCCUUUAAAGGAAACCUAUCUUGGGAUUACACAAUUUUUGAAUUAAUAACUGAAACGUUGAAAACAUUGAACUAUUUCAGAUGUAUUAUCAUAGAAUGAAACUCAUAUUUGUUUACUUACAUAUCAUUUCAUCUCAGAUGGUGCUUUCGGAGGACAAUAGCAAUUAAAAAAGAACAUGCUUUUUAUUAAAGCUUAUAUAUAUUUGGAAAUAAUGUAGAUGUCUGUAAAAGCCAUAUGUCUUGAUUUAGGUUGCAUUUAACAUAAUGAGGGUAAUGAUAUAUAUAUGAAAUGGGAAUAUAUGAAAUAAUAUGUGUCUGUGAUAAUCUGUACUGUAAGUUUAAUAUCAAUGCACAAUCAUGGAUGUAUUCUUUCUAUUUUAAUUUGUAAGAUCAUCCUCUGAUGUGGAUAUUCCGUCCAAAUAUGUGUUUAUGAAUUUACUAUUUGCCACUCAUAACAUGAAGACAUGUGCUAUAUUGACUUUUAAAUAUGUGUUCGUCAUUCAUGGAUAUUUUUUUCAACGUGGUUACCAAUUUUGUUUAAGUAAUUUCCAUGUAAAUUUAAAAUAUAUUUUAGGAUAUAUAUUUUUUAAGUUUUAACGUCUACAUCAACUAGUUAAAAUGGUAAUUACUUGUAACUUCUUUCAUAGAAAAAAAAACCAAUACAAUAAACACAAUGUCUAUGAAACAAGUUUAAUAUUAUCAGCAGUCAGGAAAGCUUUUAUGAAAUACACUUUGGUAAAGGGAUAUUAUUUAAAUCAGUCAUAUACUGGUAUUCAUGAAAAUGUAGUAUUUUUGGUAUUUUUACAUACCUUAAUUUGUUCAAAAUAUUUUCUUUGUGAAUAAUAUGACACUACAAUACUCUGUGAUUAUGGUAAUUCUAUGUGUUAAAAUCUUAAGUUGUGACAAGAAAUUGUGUUGUAAAAUUGUUAAUAAGAGUAAUUUUUUAAUUUGCCUUUUUUUUAACACAAAGUGCAGCUAUUGUCUCCCUUUGGAGACUAUUUUUGUAUCAGGGAAUAUUUGUACUAUAUUUACUAUAAAUAAUGAUUUGGUCAAAUUGGAAUUUUUAAUUGGGUAGCAGAAAAUUAUUUACAGUUCAGUCACUCUGGAAUUUAAAUGUAAGGGUGUUAGCCUAAGUUGCAUUAAAGUCAAGCAUCUGUACAGCAAAACAUAUUUUGUAACCUCACACAAAAUGCAUAUUAAAUAAAAUUUUCAUGAAUUCAAACAAGUUUUGUCCCUAAUAGAAGCCUGUGCAGAAAGAAAGCAUGAUAAAUGAAACAACGUCUCGAUAUUUUGCAUAUUGCCUGAUGCAUGCAUUUCUUACUGAUUGGCUUAUUGACUUUAAGUGCUUUUUGUUUUGUUUUCAAAGGGACUUCUUUUCGUUUUUUGAUAAAUGUAAUCAAAUAUUUACUUACAAAUCUAUAAUGAUUCAAAAUGGUUUAACUAAUUGUAAUAGUGAGAAAAAAAGUUGAACAAUGAUAAUGCCCGCCCCGGAAUUUAAAUUUGGACCUCUGGAAGCAAAAGCAGAUUGGCUACCACGGGAGUAAGUUUUUACUGGUGAAACAUUUAAACUAUUUCAGUAGUCAACACAUUUUCCAAAUUAUCAAGGAAAAGGGUGACAUACGCUUUAUUAUUUUUAACAAGGUUUUCCGAAGGAAAAAACUGGUUAUUAGAUCGGCGAAUGUCGGCGGGCGGGCGGGCUGGCGGGCGUAACAAGCUUGUCCGGGCCAUAACUUUGUCGUUCAUUGUGAGAUUUUAAAAUCAUUUGGCACAUUUGUUCACCAUCAUUAGACGGUGUGUCGCGCAAAAGAAUUUCGUCAAUAUCUUCAAGGUAAAUGUCCCCACGACUAAAAAUAGAUUUAUUUUGAAACAAAGGUGGUUAAUUAUAAACAAUCAGUUCAGUUCGAGUUGUCUCCCUAUAUCAUACUUUGUUUUUCAAAUUGAAAACCUGGUUUUGUGACAAUUUUUUCCCUUGUUUAGAUUUUAAAUGAUGUUCAUCUAUUAAGGAACCAAUAUUUCUUUUGCAAUUUUCCUUGUCAGGGGCUUUAUUUAAAUUUGUUCUAAACAUAAUGUGUUCACUCUUUUUUGAAUCUUUCACAAUUGUUAUGUAAAUCAACUUUUUUUACAAACUGUGAACAAUUUCCUUUAAAAUUAAAAUGAGUUUAAAAUGGUAAUGCAAAUAAAACAUCGCUCUCUUUUGUUCAAUGACAGAUAUUAUUUGUUUCAAAGAUUGUUUUCUGUACGUACCAAUAUUGGAUGUACAUGUAUUUUUAUUGGCCAGUUGUAUUGGUAUUUCUGGAAGAUCUUCUUAUGUUUUUGUUAAUAAACAUUCUGUGUAUGUUUACAAAUCCUGGUAUUUAAUAAAUGUAAACUACUGAAAUAGAUGUUUAAGUGUUUUAAAAAGUGCAAUUUCUAUUUUUUAAAUUAUAAAAUAUGUUUUUGGUGUUGUGUUUAAUUUACUGCUGUAUUCAUAUCUUGUGUUCCCUGACUAAGAGCGUUCUGCACAUUUAAUAUUUUUAUUUGAAUGAAAGUUUUGAAAAUUUACCUGACAGGAUUUUGAAACUUAUCAAACAAAUUCUAAAUGUUGAAACAGCCAUGUAAUCAAGUAUAAACCUUAGCCCAAGUUAUCUGCUGGUUUGUUAUUUAGAGAGAAUCAUUUGAUCACUUUGUUAUUAAAAUUGCAAAACCUACUUGAUUCAUACUAGCCGUGUAUCCAUUAAUGAGACAUUUCACUGUAUUAGCUACACAAAUGUUUAUUGCUAUGUAAUAAACAUUUGAGUACUAGUACAUAAUGAACAUUAGAGUACUUUUUUUCUGUUUCAAGUACUUUAUUAAUUACGUAAUAUAUUUAUGCACAUUCAAUCAAUUUACACAGAAAAGUACAUAUACAUAUACAUAGGGAAUACAUGAAAAUGAUAAUGAAAAGGUGGAAUGGUUUGGACAAUAAAGGACACAAAGGUAUACAAGUAGAAAAGCAUAUGAAGUAGAAAUAUAAAUAUAUUUAUCUUCUUCUUUUUUCCUGAAAUUUUAUAAAACAGAAUUAAAUUAUAAAAUUAUUCCAUUUAUGAGUAUGUUUUUCAGUUUUACCCUUCCUGCUUGCGAUUAUCUCUUCGAUUUUUAUUUUGUAUUUAAAAUAUUCUAAAAAUCUUUCAUAAGAGUACUUAUUAUAUUAGUUUGGGGUAGUUUAAGAAAAUAUCACUGUAUAUGGGACAAAAAAAACGGAUGAAAUAAGGUAAUAUCCUUUAACCCUUUAAGGAAAGAUCUUCAAAUCAUAUCUCCUUUAUACAUUCAAGAUAAACUUUCUGUGUAAGUAAACUAUUACUGAUGUCCAGACUUGUAACAAUGUAAAUUUGUAAGCAAUUUUUUUAAAUGUUUAAAUCUUUUUGCGGUAAAAGAAAUAUAUAAUAAACCAUUAAAUGAAGAUAAGUACUGAAGUUGGAGAUACUGACUCUUGAUUAAUAUAUCUUCGUUUAUUUAUAGAUCUUUGCUCAAUUCAUUUAUAUUUUCAUCACUUUUACCCUCUUCACUGACAUCACUUAUCUUAAACUAAAACAUUUGGCAUAUUUUGCCAUGCAGUCAUACUGAUAAUUUAAAAAUUAAAAUGCCGAUUUAACAGAUUAUCUUGCUAAAUGAUUUUCACAUUUUUAUCAUCAACAUAUUUGCUUACACACAUAAGUUAGUGCCUUUUAUGUACUUCAUAUUUUAAAUUGUUGAUUUAUUUUAUUAUUAAGUAGUUGAUUUGUUUUGAUUAUGACAUAAAAGGAACAUAUGACCUUACUUUAGAAAAUGUAUUUCAAUUUCAAUUAAAUUUGUAUUUGAAUUUUCAAGAAUUUAAAACAUUCAUAGAUUGUUUUAAUAACUGUUAAUUGGUUAUUCUGUAAGAUUGUGUUAAUUUUACAAAUUGAAAGAAUUAGACAAAUUGUUUAAUUGUAACUUUUUUAAAAUUCUGGAAGUAUCAGGUUUGACCGUAAACUUUGUUUUAUAUUCCUGCCAUUAUUUAGCUAUAUUUUAAAGCAUGACUUUUGUUGGCCAAAAGCAGUCAAAUGUGUCGGACAGUACGGCCUUAUAAUUCAAAAUUAACGCUCAAUUAGCUUCAAAAUUUCUGUCUAAUUUUCAAAUGUGCUUGGUCUAUCUUGAUGAAACAAAAACAAAAAUUGUAUGUUUCUUGUUUGGUUUUCUUCUCAAUCUUUGAUCAUGGAUUUGCAAUUAUAUAAUUUUUCUAUGAAUCGUUUUCAAAAUUGCUGAUGCCAGUCAUCUAUUUUUGUAUUUUUAAUAUUUUAAAUGUGCUUUUAAUUUUAAUAUCUGUAAUUAUUUCAAAUCUGCAUCGGGACAAAUACAAAAUCUGGCUUUAAUGCUGGUUCUUAUUUUAAUGCAUAAAGUCAAUUAUAUUCCUUUUAAAUAAUAUACAACAAUUCUAAAUUAGUUCUGAUAUUAUUUGCAGUAAUGAACUAGGUGUCUGUAUAUCAUUUGAUAAUUUUCCCCAAUUAUGGUCAAUUUGUAUCGAAUUAUAUAGAUAUGAGCAGUUGUAUUCUAUGUUUCGAUAAAGACCAAGCACAUGUGAAGGGAAUAAUUCAUAAGUUUAUGUUUACUGGUAAAAUGUACAUGUGUUAGUUUUAUUUUGUAUUAUAGCUAUUGUAUACCUUGUUGUGAUAUACCGCCUUUGUUAGUGUUUAUUUAAUUAUGUAUUAAAUUUUGUAGUCAAAUUAA